Molecule: messenger RNA, 2683 nt
Organism: Aethina tumida (small hive beetle)
Lineage: Eukaryota; Metazoa; Arthropoda; Insecta; Coleoptera; Nitidulidae
Product: scaffold attachment factor B2
Exons: 12
Coding region: 173-2476 (767 amino acids)
Biological process (GO): regulation of mRNA processing; regulation of transcription by RNA polymerase II
Cellular component (GO): nucleus
Molecular function (GO): sequence-specific DNA binding; RNA binding
Source: RefSeq, a predicted model, not a curated record
GCAGCAUUUGUUGUGGGUGUUUAGUCUGUUGUCGUUUGACUUGAGUAAGUUUAGCCGCCAUGUUAAAACAGUUGAAGGUGCGACAAAUAGUGAACAUUUAAUAAAUUUUUGUGUUUUAUUUAAAAGCUGGCCUAAAAUUGAGAGACAUUAAUCGAGCGAUCGAUUAUUUAAUAUGUCGGAGCCGGAGAGCAAAAAGUUAUCUAACUUACGCGUUGUCGAUUUGAAGGCUGAACUCGCGAAGCGAGGACUAGAUCGCAAUGGCGCUAAGAGUGUGUUGAUAGAGAGACUAUCCAAGGUACUGAAAGAAGAAGGCGAAAAUCCCGACACGUAUAUAUUUGACAAUGCUGAAAAGAAGCCCAAUGCUGUGCCCAGUUCAGAAGAUGAGAACAAGGCAGAGCCAAAUGAUAAUGAAGCAGUUGCUGAGAAUGAGUCAAAAGAUACUAAUACAGACCCCCCUCAAAAGAAUGAAGAGGAAGCUCCCGUAGAGGCUGCGCCAAACAUGACCGAUCCAGCUGAUGAUAUUGAUGGUCAGGGACUAAGAUUAACUCUUGAAGAAGAAGAAACUUUGCAUGAUGAUGAAGGGGAAACCAACAAUGACAAGUCCUCCGAAGACGCCGAAGAUGAUAAGACGAACUCAUCAAUUGAAGCAUCCAAGGGGGACGUCAAAUCCAAAGAAUCUUCGUCUGGUCAAGAAGGAUCCAAAGAUGACAAGGAUGCUGGGAACUCUUCUAGCGUGAACAGACCGCAGGUCAUUCGAAGAGUGAAAGUGCCGCCCAACUUGAAUCCGAAGGUCGUGUGGAUAAGUAACGUCGCCCAAAACACCAGGGCCAGUGAAUUGAAGGCCGCACUAUCGGUGGCCGGCAAAGUGACCGGUGCAAAGGUCGUUGUUAACGCAAGAUUCCCGGGAUCCCGCUGUUUCGGUUACGUAACCAUGGGAUCUGUCGAAGACGCCGAUAACGUCAUUGCUAAACUCAAUAACACGGAGCUCAACGGGCAAAUUAUUAAAAUCGACAAGUUCGAUCACGUACGUGCGGAACAGAUGAAACAGAUGCGCAUGGCGGCCGCCGCGAAGGGACAAGACAAAAAGGACAGUGAUAACAAAGAGGAGGGCCACGACAAGACCCGAUCCGACUCCGAGAAGUCCCCGAAGAGGGACGGCAACAAAGACGGUUCCACCGACAAAGAUAAAAACGGCGACGAUAACCGCAACAAGAACGGCGACACCAAAUCCGAAGACAAAUUCAAGCUGCACGACAGGAAGCACAUUCACGAGCGCGGCCGACAGAACAUCGGCUUCCCCAAGGACAGGAGGAGGGUGCGCAGCCGUUCCAGAGGUCGACCCCACUCGUUGCUCACGUUCAACAAGAUCCGCGAGGAACGCGAACGUCAGCGCCUGCGCGAAAAGGAACGUAUACUGAGAGAGGAGGGCCGCAGGAGGCACGAGGAGGCGAUGAGACAGCGCGACGUGGAACGACGGCAGAGGAGUGAGGCGCAGCGCUUGGAGCGCGAGAGGGAGAAGUUGCGCAUGGAACGUGAAAAGAUCGAGAAGGAAAAGGCCGAACUGAUCAAGCUGGAGAGGGAGAGGCAGAGGUUGGAGCGUGAGAAGAUCAAGGCAGAGAAAAUGGAGCUGGAGAGGACGUUGAUCCGGUUGGAGGAGGACAGAAGGGCGGCUAAAAGACCGGCCAACUUCAGAGACAAUUACGACGAAAGGAAGCGCACCGCCCCCGACAGGGAGCACUUUAAGGAGCCUCCACCGCCGCCGAGAUUCGACCAGCCUGCCAAACGUUUUAGCACGAAGCCAAGGGAGCCCAGCCCGAAUAGGUUCGGCAACUCUAAGGACUAUAAUUCCAGGAUGUCGUACGACAAGAAGCACGAUCAACCCUAUCCAGACAAAAGAGGUAAUUCAAAUCGAGAAUACGAUUUGGACAGAAAGCAGCCAAUAAACCCCAGAUCCGGCCCCAGUAGUGGAGGAAGCAGUAGCAACAAGUACGAUAGGCCCUACGAAAACCGGGAUAGAGAUAUAAGAAAUCGGGACGUGCCGAUACGCUCAAAGGACAAUAGGUUCGGUGACAGAGACCGAGACAGAAGUCCCCACACCAGUUUCAGAACCAACAUGAGAGAUGACAGGGAUCGUCGUUCAAUGCAGGACAAUAAGGGCGAUUUGAUGAGCCGAGAACAUCGUUACCAAGAUAACUCCUCAGGUAAGCCUAGAUUCGAUCGCAACAAUCAGGGAGGUUGGAAUAGUCAUCAGUCAACCAAACAGUUCAGCUCAAACACUAAGGAUCCAUGGCUGGGUGAUACAUGGAGACAGGAACCUCCAUCUGAUAGAUGGAACAACCAGGGUAGCCGCUCAUUAAAUCAGUUUUCGGGAAACUCAAAUUCGGUGCCAGUGUGCCCACCACCGCCAGGUUUAAGCAACUACCCUGAUCGAUUUGAUUACAACAAAUCGCUAAAUUCUGGAAUGCGAAAGUAUUGAUCUGUCAUUACCUUUAUUUUAGUACAAUAGUCGGAAAUUUAAAUGUAUUUAUUUGUUUAUAAUCAGGGUCCAGAUAAUAACUAAGACAAAAAAAUACAUUUAACAAAUUUAUGUACCCAAUUAUUAUGUCUAACUAAAUUUGUAUGAUUAAUUAAUUCCUGUAUUAAAUUUCUUGUUGGAUCUAAUACAUUAUUAUUUACUCUUUUA